Molecule: messenger RNA, 724 nt
Organism: Pundamilia nyererei
Lineage: Eukaryota; Metazoa; Chordata; Actinopteri; Cichliformes; Cichlidae
Product: calsyntenin-3-like
Exons: 2
Coding region: 58-363 (101 amino acids)
Biological process (GO): positive regulation of synapse assembly; positive regulation of synaptic transmission
Cellular component (GO): postsynaptic membrane; cell surface
Source: RefSeq, a predicted model, not a curated record
UUAAUCUGAUUGCUCUAUUUUAUUCCAGUGGUCCCAGGAGCAGCCACCGUCAUCAUAAUGGUGUGCGUAGGUUUCCUGGUUGUGAUGGUGAUCCUGGGAGUUUUCCGAAUCCGCUCAAUCCAUCGCCGUGGUGAAGGAGCCAGAGGCGGGGCUAAGGAGGGCAGCAGUCAAUGGGACGACUCUGCGCUCACCAUCAUCGUAAACCCAAUGGAGUCCUACGAGUCUCGUGUGGGCAUCUCUGCCGACACGGAGGGCGAGGGGGAGGAGGAUGAGGAGGUAGCAGAGUCGCCUGACGACGCGAGCGAUGACCAGCGAAUCAUCAUCAAGAAGGAGGGCAGAGACGGCAACGCCCGUCGCUACUGAGCCACAUGUAUCUCUGCACCCGUUCUCAUGGAAACCACAACCCAGCUCACUAGUCACACACUCCAACACUUUUAAUAUCAACGAACGACUAGUAUAAGGAAUGUAAGCUUACAAACACGACGCACAAUGCAGUCACCGUAAUACUCCUGACACCCAACGCCAUAUGUGACCUACAGCCAACAACAGGCUGCCUCCACCUAAAUGUUCAGUGGCACAAUGUAUACAGCUAAUGUAAUUUAACCACCUGAUUAAACCCCACCAAAUUUGUAUGUGGUGCACCAGUGCUAAAUCACAAAAUGGUCAUGUGUCUGUAUAGUGUAAUACUGGUUGAAUAAGACUGUUUUGUUUAAAAAAAAAAAAA